Aspergillus luchuensis is the source of this 390-nucleotide messenger RNA. RefSeq lists its product as uncharacterized. Bases 1 to 390 code for a protein of 129 amino acids. The record is from RefSeq and is a predicted model, not a curated record. NCBI's taxonomy places the organism in Eukaryota, Fungi, Ascomycota, Eurotiomycetes, Eurotiales, Aspergillaceae. The transcript has a single exon.
AUGCUACCAGCCGUUGCCCGAGUGAAUCCGCUUUCGAGCGAUCUCAAGUCAGCUGACCCCGCCUUUUCACUACUCAACGGGAAAAAGAUCGGCAGCAUUGAAAUGCCCAAAGAAAGCCUGAAGAUCGCAAAGGAUGACUGGUAUGACUACUAUAAUGUUCGGUACGGCAACAGAAGCCGAGAUGCCAUGGGUUCUGAAGCUGCGAUCGUGUGCUGCUCUGAAUGGUGUCGAGCAGCCGUGAAUGGCAUGCAAACCUUCGGCGCUUGGGCCCAGGGACGCGCUCUGACCCAGCGAGGCUGCUCGGGCGGAGUAGCCCCACUCCUCCGUAGCGACCGACGGACUAUCUACAGUAUUCCUGUCUACUCCGUACACUGCUUUUCCGGAACCUGA